AUGGCGCGUACUGUCGCCGGACGGGAGGUAAUCGCUUCUGCCAUGAAACUCCAGAUCGAUGAGCUUGAAUAUGUCAUCGCCCGUCUCAUCGCCACCCGAGACCUCGACAUCCCCACCAUCCAAGAAAAAUCGGAAACCAUGCAAGCAGAAAUCGAAGCGCGACAAGAGGAGAGAGAAUUCACCAUGAGCAGAGUUGUCGCCGCGCUGCGAAUUCUUCCUGGAUAUAUAUUUCGACAGCUGUUUGUGUGUAUUCAUCAAGACAAUCCUGUGAAUCGACAAUUGCUUGUGGAGAGAUGGGAAGAGCAUUUCGAUGAUCUGGAUACGGAGUUUGAGGGGGAUCCUUUUCUGGGUGAUUCGCUUGCUUUGUUUGCUUAUAUGAAUGCGAAAUCCUCGUUAACUCUUCGACUGAUCAUUUCUUCUAUGGCCGGAAAUGAUAGUUCCCUUCGCGAAUAUGUGAAGAGGAUGUUGUUGAUCACGACAGAGGAUGGAAGUCUGGAGAUCAGAAGUUUUGAUCCGUUUGAGAGAGAGCGGUCUCCUGAGAUGGAGUUGGCGCCAAGGAUAUCAAGGAUAGAUAGGAUGCUUCUGCUGGAAUCUUCUAGUGGGCCUGUUGUGGAUGAUGAGCGGUCUCUGCGGGAUACUUCGAGCGAUUGGGAUAUUGAAGAGAAAAUGUUUGUGCGAGACGCUUCUGAAGACUCUUAUAUGAGUGAUACGACGCUUUUGCAAAGAAAUGCUUCUCCAGAUUUCACUGAGGAUUUGGACCUCGAUGGGGCUUUGAGGAAUACUUUUCCGGACUUCUCUGAGGAUUCGGAGCUCAAUGAUUGGACUCCUCUGAGGGAUACUUCAAGUGAUUGGGAUAUCGAGGAGACAAUUUCUGUGCGAGAAUCUUUCGUUUCCGACGAUUCGUAUGUCAGUGACACGACACCUUUGCAAGAAGAGUCUUCUUCGGACUUUGUCGAGGAUUCGGAGCUAAGUGAUGGGUCUUCUUUGAGCGAUACUCCUUUACGAGAUGCUUAUGAAGUGACGGAUAUUAGUGGCUGGACGGAUGAGAUGGAAGCUAUCUUUCGAGAAAACUAG
Molecule: messenger RNA, 1074 nt
Organism: Botrytis fragariae
Lineage: Eukaryota; Fungi; Ascomycota; Leotiomycetes; Helotiales; Sclerotiniaceae
Exons: 2
Coding region: 1-1074 (357 amino acids)
Source: RefSeq, a predicted model, not a curated record